AUGUUGGCUCUCCUGCUACUGGCCCGUUGCCAGCACUACAAGCUUCCGGAAGGUGUCAUUAUGGGGAAGGAUUAUUAUAAAAUCUUGGGUAUAGCGAAGGGAGCUUCGGACGACGAAAUAAAGAAGGCGUAUCGUAAACUUGCUUUGAAAUAUCAUCCUGACAAGAACAAAGCACCUGGAGCCGAAGAAAAAUUUAAAGAAGUUGCCGAAGCUUAUGAAGUUCUUAGCGACAAAAAGAAACGAGAUGUUUACGAUCAGUACGGUGAAGAAGGUCUGAAGGGUGGUGUGCCUGGAGGAACUGAUGGAGGUUCAUCAUUUACCUACGCAUUUCAUGGUGAUCCUCGUGCCACAUUCGCUCAGUUUUUUGGUUCCGCCAGCCCAUUUCAAACAUUCUUCGAUUUGGGCGGCGGCGGUGGCCCCAGAAUGUUUGGUUUCCAUGACGAUGAUAUGGAAAUGGAUGACCCAUUUGUCAGUUUAGGAAUGGGCAAUGCAAGAAAUGCUGGACCUGGAGGCGCUUUCAGAUCUCAUUCAUUCAAUUUCCAUGGAUCGCCGAAUCGCAACAAAGAUAAAAUGCAAGACCCUCCAAUAGAACAUGAUCUUUAUGUUACUCUAGAAGAUAUCACUCGUGGUUGUACCAAGAAAAUGAAAAUUUCAAGGAGAGUUCUGCAGCCCGAUGGUUCAGCAAGGAAAGAAGACAAAGUGCUGACAAUAAAUGUUAAACCUGGUUGGAAAGCUGGCACCAAAAUUACCUUCCAAAAGGAGGGUGAUCAGGGCCGAAAUAAAAUUCCUGCCGAUAUUGUCUUCAUCAUAAGGGAUAAACCACAUCCCCUUUUCAAGAGAGAAGGUAGCGAUGUCAGAUAUGUUGCAAAAAUUUCAUUGAAGCAGGCACUUUGUGGUACUGUCGUGGAUGUUCCUACUCUUGGUGGUGACAAGAUUCCCAUCAACCUUACUAAUGAAAUCAUUAAGCCAACAACGGUGAAAAGGAUUCAGGGACAUGGACUGCCUUUUCCCAAGGAACCCAGUAGGAAAGGAGAUCUUAUAGUUUCAUUUGACAUAAAGUUUCCGGAUAGUAUGUCACAGAGUGUAAAAGACAUUUUAUAUGACACUCUGCCCAACUAGAAAAGACUGUACUCUGUGUUCAUAUGUAAAAAGUGUGUUUUGUGUGAACUCUGGAGUAAUAGCAUGUGCAAGAGUGAAAAGUGGAAUCUCGAUUUGUGUGUGUGUGGGUGUUAAAAGAAUGAGGAUCUUCAAGGGUGAAAUCAUCACUGCAGAUGUUUAGUUUCAUGAUACUCUGUAAAUAAUCAUUAAUUAGCAGUCACUGUCAUGGACUACACAAGUUUUUUAUCUUGACGUAAAGCAGACUCAAAACUACAGCAAUUGCUUUCAUUUCACAUAUAUAUUUUGUACGUUUUAGUACAAUGCUGAUGUGCACUUGUUGCUGCAGCUGUAAUAUAAGUCAUGAAAUAAAAAUUUGUACAAACUAGUUAACUUAACA
Messenger RNA from Gryllus bimaculatus (two-spotted cricket), 1495 nucleotides. The record is from the annotation of a GenBank genome assembly. Lineage: Eukaryota; Metazoa; Arthropoda; Insecta; Orthoptera; Gryllidae.